Messenger RNA from Globicephala melas (long-finned pilot whale), 2092 nucleotides. It is a transcript of the gene GIN1, whose product is annotated as gypsy retrotransposon integrase 1. Lineage: Eukaryota; Metazoa; Chordata; Mammalia; Artiodactyla; Delphinidae. The record is from RefSeq and is a predicted model, not a curated record. Gene Ontology annotation, biological process: DNA integration. Gene Ontology annotation, molecular function: nucleic acid binding.
CCGGCAGCACCACAUAAAUCGCGAGAGGACGCUUAAAUCUUGACGCUUGCGUUUAGGACCACUUCGAUAUCCAAUUGCUUCAGCAUCAUUUAUCGAAAAGACCAUCUCUUCCCACAUCAUAUUGAUGCCUUUGUUGUUCAUGAUGGUUCGUAGUGGAAAAAAUGGUGACCUUCAUCUUAAACAGAUUGCAUAUUAUAAACGAAUUGGUGAAUAUCAUCCAACUACACUGCCUAGUGAGAGAAGUGGCAUAAGAAGAGCAGCAAAAAAAUUUGCCUUCAAAGAAAAAAAGCUGUUUUAUGUCGGAAAAGACAGAAAACAAAAUCGUUUGGUAAUUGUUUCAGAAGAAGAAAAAAAGAAAGUCCUAAGAGAAUGCCAUGAAAAUGACACUGGAGCCCAUCAUGGCAUAUCCAGAACCCUUACUCUAGUGGAAUCCAGCUACUAUUGGACUUCUGUGACCAAUGAUGUCAAACAGUGGGUAUAUGCUUGUCAGCAUUGCCAACUGGCAAAAAAUACGGUUAUUCUAGCACCUAAACAGCAUCUUCUCAAAGUGGAGAAUCCAUGGAGUAUAGUUACUGUUGAUCUGAUGGGCCCUUUUCAUACAAGCAGCAGAAGUCAUGUAUAUGCUAUAAUCAUGACAGAUUUGUUCACAAAAUGGGUUGUGAUUUUGCCUCUUUGUGAUGUUUCAGCAUCAGAAAUUUCUAAAGCUAUUAUCAAUAUAUUUUUCUUAUAUGGACCUCCUCAGAAAAUAAUAAUGGACCAAAGAGAUGAGUUCAUUCAUCAGAUCAAUGUAGAACUGUGUGAAUUGUUUGGUACAAAGCAAAUUGUAAUUUCUCAUGCCUCCCAAACUAUUAAUCCAACUGUAAGUACACAUAGCACAAUCAAAACAUUUCUUUCCAAACACUGUGCUGACUACCCAAACAACUGGGAUGAUCACCUAGCAGCUGUUUCAUUUGCCUUCAAUGUUACUCACUCGGAACCUACGAAAAAUACACCGUAUUUUCAAAUGUUUAAUAGAAAUCUUUACAUGCCUGAGACUUCAGAUAUUCUUCGUGAAGUGGAUGGUAAUAAUACAAGUAUGUUUGCCAGAAUUCUAGGUGCAAUUAAAGAAGCUGAUAAAGUAAUGGAGAAUAAGACAACUUCAGCGGGCCAGAUGGAGAACAACAGUUUUGAUGAACUAAAUAAAAGCAAAAUCAUUGUUAAAAAGAAACCAAAGCAAUUAAAUCCAUUUCAACUAAAAGUGGGUCAUGAAGUUUUAAGACAAAGGAAAAACUGGUGGAAGGAUGGUCGUUUCCAAUCUGAAUGGGUUGGUCCUUGUGUCAUAGACUAUAUUACAGAAAAUGGAUGUGCUGUUCUGAGAGACAACACUGGGACAAGACUUAAAAGACCCAUUAAAAUGUCCCACCUCAAGCCCUAUGUAAGAGAAUCCAGUGAACAAGACAGUCUUUAUCUCUUACAAGGUUCAGUAGUGGCAGAUCAUGACUACAUUGGAAUGCCUGAAAUUUCAGUUGGAGCAUACCAAGCAAAUAUUCUGGUAGAAGAUGCGACUAUUGGAGUAGUCGACAAUGAAUUACUGACAUCAAGCAAGGAUCGUGAACUGUUAGAAUAUAGAAAUGCCAAAAUCUCUCCCUUGAUAGAAGAUCAUAGUACUCUUGAAAAGCAGACUUUUAGUCUCUUGGACUCUUCAAACCAAGUCCUUGAGUACUUAAGUUAGUGAACACCAAAAUUCAUUUAAAGUGCUUGUUUAGAAAGUAUAUCUCCUUGAAUCUUGUUAUCUUUUCCAUUCAAAAAGGUUAUUUAGAAAAAGUAUCUUGACAAACUCUUAAUGACUAAAUCCUGAAGAUUUAUUUUAUAACUAUUUAUUUAUCUAAAGUUGUGCCUCAUUUGAAUGUCAGUGCAUAUAUAUAUAUAUAUAUGCAAAGGAAGUAUAUUACAUAGAUGUCAUUUUUUCUUCUAAAAAGAGAACAGGCAAAGCAUGCUUGCUUCUUAGGAAGUAAACUAAAUUCUAGCUCAAAACUUUGUUUGAUAUUGGUACCAUGUUUUCAGUUUUAAUUUUUUUUUUAAUGUUCCCCCCUUUUAAAAAAUGUUUGAACUA